GGUGUGGGGAGCGCCCUCCCAGGCCCGGUCCUGGACUCUGUUCCCAAGCAGGCUGGCGCCAACUGAGGAGGAAAAGGGGCUUCCUGGGGAGGGAGGGGCCGUGGGGGUGGUGACGUGGCUGAGAACCAGGACACAGCAGGCCCCUUGGAGGGGAUGAGCCCUCCCCCAAGGGCGUGACAAGGCCAGUCUAUAUAGGCCACCACUGCAGCCCAAGUCUGAGUGUGGGGUGGCAGCGGCUGGGGGGUUGCCAGUGCCUAGGCAAGCUUGGCACCAUGGGUGGCCGAGCUGCUGCCCCAGGGAGGGCCAUGGGGACGCUGGAGAGGUGGGGCCUGCCGCCGUGGGCACUGGCCAUCCUGCUGCUGGCUCUGGCCACACAUGCAGCAGGUGAGCUCACCUACCCGUGGCGGGACGUGGAGACUCAGGAGUGGCUCACGUGCAGCCAGUGCCCCCCAGGCACCUUCGUGCAGCGGCCCUGCCGCCGGGACAGCCCCACGAUGUGCAGCGCGUGCCCUCCACGUCACUACACCCAAUUCUGGAACUACCUGGAGCGCUGCCGCUACUGCAACGUCAUUUGUGGGGAGCGCGAGGAGGAGGUGCGGCCCUGCCAGGCCACCCACAACCGUGCCUGCCGCUGCCGGCCCGGCUUCUUCGCGCACGCCGGCUUCUGCCUGGAGCACGCGCCUUGCCCGCCUGGCACCGGCGUGGCUGUCCCCGGAACGCCCAGCCAGAACACUCAGUGCCAGCCAUGUCCCCCCGGCACCUUCUCGGCCAGCAGCUCCCGCUCAGAGCCCUGCCAGCCCCACCGCAACUGCACCGCCCUGGGCCUGGUCCUCAACGUGCCAGGCUCCUCCUCUCAUGAUGCCCUGUGCACCAACUGCACGGGCUUCCCGCUCAGCACCAUGGAGCCUGGGGGGCCAGGGGCUGAAGAGUGUGAGCGAGCGGUCAUCGACUUCGUGGCUUUCCAGGACAUGUCCUCCAAGAGGCUUGUGCGGCUGUGGCAGGCGCUGGUGGGCCCGGCGGCCUGGGGUCCCGUGGCCCAGAGGGAGGGCCGUGCAGAGCUGCAGCUGAGGCUGUGGCGGCAGCUCACGGAGAUGCGGGACGCGCGUCCCGGGACGCUGGGGGUGCGGCUACUGCAGGCGCUGCGCGAGGCCAGGCUGCCUGGCCUGGAGCGCAGCGUCCGCACACGCUUCUGGGCGCACUGAGCCCCCUGCCCCCUAUUUAUUCUCCUCCCAAGCUUUGGCGCCAUGCGGCAUCACCCGCACGGCAGGCACCACAGUACUCUCAGCCGAGCUUCUAGGCUCCUGCUGCACUACAAAGGUUUAUUUUUAUGAAGCUGUUUGUACAACGUCC
Mustela lutreola (European mink) is the source of this 1350-nucleotide messenger RNA. It is a transcript of the gene TNFRSF6B, whose product is annotated as TNF receptor superfamily member 6b. Gene Ontology annotation, molecular function: protein binding. Bases 273 to 1202 code for a protein of 309 amino acids. NCBI's taxonomy places the organism in Eukaryota, Metazoa, Chordata, Mammalia, Carnivora, Mustelidae. The record is from RefSeq and is a predicted model, not a curated record. The transcript is spliced from 3 exons.